Molecule: messenger RNA, 3074 nt
Organism: Engraulis encrasicolus (European anchovy)
Lineage: Eukaryota; Metazoa; Chordata; Actinopteri; Clupeiformes; Engraulidae
Exons: 9
Coding region: 28-3006 (992 amino acids)
Molecular function (GO): protein binding
Source: RefSeq, a predicted model, not a curated record
AGGAGGAGAGGAGUCAGCAGCCGCUACAUGAAAAUGGCGGAGACCGUACGCUCGCUAUUCGACUACCGAGAGCCCCCGACACUAGUGGACAGCGAUGGAGAGGCCAACAAGCCGCAACCUCCCAGAGGACGGGGCUGUGGAAGGAAAAGGAAAGGAACCCCAGUAAAAGUCUGUGAUCGUGUUUUCGCGACAGAAGACGACGAUGAGAGCACCUCAGAGCACGGUUUCUGCCCAGGUGAAGUUCAGUACCAGGGAGGAGAAGGGGCCAAGCACAAGCUGCCGGUUCCAGACGGCCCUUACUACAUAGCAGACGCCGCACCCGUUUGUGUGUCUGAACAGGGGGAGGAGGGGGAUGGCGGUGGUGCGCGCGGAGCUGUUCUCUACCCCCCCACCCCUAACUGCCGCAUCCGAGAGGUGCAUUGUGGGAACCAAGUGCGGCUGGUUGUCAUAGCGAUCCGCGACAUCACUAAGGGAGAGGAGAUAACGGUGGACUACAGUCUGACUGAAUGGGGCGAGAACGCAAUGCAGAGUUUCCAUGGCGCCGUGCCUCCCACCGGCUUUGAGUCUAACUCCGACCCUGAAAAUGGUAUCAAGAAGGAGGAUGACGCAGGCCAGGUACCCGUCUCAGUCUCUGUCUCCGACUACCUCACCCCAUCCUGGUCCCUCUCUCCGUCCUCAUCCCCACUGUCCCACUCCGAUGGCAGUGACUCCGACCUGGAGGAAGAGGAUGAUGAAGAGGGAGAUGGGCAGCACCGUCACAAGAAGCGCCGGCAUCCCUCCUCCCUGGCCCUGGCCUCGGCCUGCCCCGGCUCAGCCAAGAAGAGGCCCCCACAGCAGCAGCAGCAGCAGCAGCAGCGCCCCCCCCUGGGUCGCCCUCCAGGCUGCUCCGCCUCCUCCGCCUCCUCCUCCGCCAUCCCUUCUUCGCUGCCGUCCCCCCCGUCCCAGCCGCCCAACCCGUCCCGCCCGCUCUUCAAGUGCCCGGCGCCGGCCGUGGGCGCCAGCAGCAGCAGCAGCAGCAGCAGUAGCAUCGGCGGCUCCGGCGUGCACCUGCGCAUCCCCAUGCCCUACAAGCAGUGCUGCGUCUACUGCGGCCGCCACUUCCGCUCGCUGCAGCGCCACCUGGACAAGCACCACCCCCACCAGCCGGACGUGCGGGCCGCCCUGGAGCGUGCCCACGCCCACCCGCACCCGUCGGCCCACCCCCCGCACCUCCACGCCUCCCUGCCUUCCUCCUCCUCCUCCUCCUCCUCUCAGGCCAGAGACGGCUCUGCCCCUAGUGGUGGAGCGGUGACACUGGUGGUCCCCACCGUCCCCAACCGGCACGCUCCUUCUCCCACUGCCAGGAGGAGCCCGGCAGCCUUGUCCCCGAGCCCCCGCAAGAGCCCCGCCCCGGUGGCCACCACGCCGCCCAGGAGGGGAGGGGUGCCCGUGUCCGUGCUGAAGAGGAGCCCGCCCAUGCAGAUCAUCACCCCUCCCUCAAGGGGGAAGGUGGGCCGCAAGGUGAAGAAGGAGAGGGAGGAGGAGGUGGAGGAGGCCGAGAGGAGGCCCAAGGAGGAGGAGGUGCCCACUCCCAUCUACGUGGACCACAAGGGGAUCCUGGAGCUGCAGCAGCAGGCGUGCCACCCCCAUCCACCCCCCGCGAUGACCCCCGAGGACGAGAACGACGAGAACGACGCCAUGAUGGGAUACGAGAGUGGAGCUGAGGACAAGAAAGACAUAUUUAGUUCUCGGCGUCCCCACAUCAUGCCGCUGCUCUCCUCCUUGUCCUCCCUGGUCCUGUACCUGCGUCGCCUGCAGCACUCGGCCUUCAUCUCCCUGUCCCGCUCUCCGCAGUCCGCCGAGGCCUGGCGCCUGCUGUGCCACUCCAGCCUGGCGCUGCUCAUCCUCUACAACCGCCGCCGCGAGUGCGAGGUGUCCAAGCUCACCAUCACCGAGUACCAGGCCCGCGUCACCCCGCAGUGCCCCGUCCCGGUGCCCCCGGGUGCCCCGCCGGCCCUGACCCCGCUGGAGGCCUCCCUGUCCCCCUUCGAGCGCCUGGUGCUGCCCCACCUGCCCCGCGUGGGCGUGCAGGGGAAGCGGGGCCGCGUCCAGCCCCUGAUCCUGCCCCCGCACUCGGAGGCGUGCCUGGACAUGCUGCUGCAGACCCGUCCCGGGGUGGGCGUGGACCCCGUCAACCCGUACGUCUUCGCCAGGCCGUACCACUCGCCCGCCACGCCGCUGCGAGGCACCGACCUGCUGCGUAGCCUGGCGCGCUCCAGCGGCACGCGCAACCCGCGCGCCCUCACCCAGACCCGGGUGCGGCGCCAGGUGGCCAUCCUGACGCAGCUGCUGCUGCUGAGCGAGGGCGAAGACGACACGCAGAAGGGCGCCGCCGUCCAGCGCCUGGAGAACUUCCUGCAGAGGGAGUACCAUGUGACCCAGAGCUGCGCCAGGAUUGGACAGGACCCGGGCCUUAUGGCUCUGAUUGGACGCGUGGUGCUGUGCGGCGAGAGGGACGGCGUGCUCUUCAGAGGCAUGAGCCUGCACCACAUCUGCCUUGAGCUGGAUGUGAUGUCUGGAAACUCUGGAGAAUCGUUUUCAGAGGAGUCGGAUGGAGAGGAGGGGAAAGAGAAGACGGUGUCGGUGACCCCGGCAGCCAUGAUUAUGAUGAAGAAUGGCUCACCUAAUGGCCAAAAGCCCCCACGACCCAAGAAGUUGAACGGAGCAUCACCAUUUUCACGCAAAAGGGGCUCAGGCACGCCCAAACCAGGGAAGCGUGGUGUGCUGAAGCGGCCGUGGUCCGAGGCAGAGCGGGCCGCCGUGGAGCUACACCUCACCCGGAACAUCGCCGAGCUGCGGGUGCCCGCCAAGGCCGACUGCGAGCGAUGCCUGGAGCUCUGCCCCCUGCUGGUCACCAACCAGCGGGACUGGAGGGCGAUUAAGUUCUACUGCCACAAUCGCAUCCAGCUGCUCAAGAAGACCCGCCAGAGAGAGGGCACAGGCUCCACCCCCCUACCUGUGUGCUAGGAGACUGGUAGAGAGAGUGGGCACUGGCUCCACCCCCCUACCUGUGUGCUAGGAGACUGGUAGAGAGA